UACAUCUUUAAAUCGAAAAAGGGAGGAAUUUGCAGUACAAACAUCAGAUACAAUCAGACACCAUAGAGUCGCUUCUUAAUAGCUAACUCGGUUUUUGAUUACGAUAUUAUAAUUAUUUCAUAUAUCUUGCUUCUAAAUUCUUAAGACAACAGAGAGGAACAAUGCGUCUGAUCAUCAAAGAGGACUCUGCAGCCGUGGGACUGUGGGCAGCUAAGUACGUGCGCAACAGAAUCAACAGUUUCCUGGAGGACAACUGGGACGAGGCGAGGAGUGCGGCAGGGAAGACGUUCAACCUCGGAUUGCCAACUGGAAGCACUCCAUUGCACAUGUACAAGAACCUUGUGCAGUUCUGCAAAGAAGGCUCUCUUAGCUUCAAACAUGUUAGAACUUUCAACAUGGACGAAUACGUCGGCCUGCCCAUGAACCAUGCCGAGAGCUACCACACCUUUAUGUUCGAGAACUUAUUCAAACACAUUGACAUAGAUCCCAACAACGUCAACAUACUAGAUGGAAACGCCGACGACCUCGAGCUUGAAUGCGAACAGUAUGAAAAGAGGAUUAGAGAUGCAGGUGGCAUUGACUUGUUUGUUGGAGGAAUCGGAGCAGACGGGCAUAUCGCGUUUAACGAGCCUGGUUCUAGCCUAGUAUCUCGAACAAGGGUGAAGUCACUUGCUACAGAAACUAUUGAAGCAAAUAGAAGAUUUUUCCAGGAAUCUGGAGUGGAUGUUCCAAAACGUGCACUGACAGUUGGGGUGGGGACAGUAAUGGAUGCUUCUGAGGUGAUGAUUCUCAUCACCGGUCACCACAAGGCACUCGCUUUACACAAAGCCAUCGAACAAGGGGUCAAUCAUAUGUGGACUGUAUCUGCACUUCAACAGCAUCCAGGAGCCUUGUUCAUAUGCGAUGAGAGCUCAACAGACGAGCUGAGAGUUGGAACUGCGAAAUACUUUAAGGGACUGAUGGAGGAACAUGAUAAACUCAUUGAAUGAGAAAAUUAAUUCUUCAUUCAAAAUGAAAAAGGUAGUCCGCCGCUGUCCAAAAGGCAGAGACUGUUCCGACUACCAAAUACACAAGUUUGAGUUAGAAAGUUCAAU
This is a messenger RNA of Symsagittifera roscoffensis, 1094 nucleotides long. RefSeq names its product glucosamine-6-phosphate isomerase 2-like. Gene Ontology annotation, biological process: carbohydrate metabolic process; N-acetylglucosamine catabolic process; D-glucosamine catabolic process. Lineage: Eukaryota; Metazoa; Xenacoelomorpha; Acoela; Convolutidae. Gene Ontology annotation, cellular component: cytoplasm. Bases 162 to 989 code for a protein of 275 amino acids. The transcript is spliced from 5 exons. Gene Ontology annotation, molecular function: identical protein binding; glucosamine-6-phosphate deaminase activity. The record is from RefSeq and is a predicted model, not a curated record.